CGCCGCCAAAGCCUGGAGAAGUGGAAUCUCGCCGGCGCCGCUGCCUGCGCGGGACUCGCGGAGCGGCACUGGGCAUGCUCAGUCGCCGGAGCCCGUCCUGGUCUCAAGUAGGAAGCUUGUGCGCUGCACCCGCAGCUGAUCCGGGCGCUCCGGGGAAGGCGAGAUUGGAGCAGAGUGGCCGGGCGCCGGUGCCGGAGCGAGCGCGGCGCGCAUCGCUGGAAGAAAACAGGAUUUUCAUUCGAUGCCAUUGCAUCGUUUUCCACUGAGAGCGAUAAUAGUGGGAUGGAUGGCCAUAUCCGGAGUUUGUAUACAUUUUUGCUUAAAAUGUCGGAGCUGCUGUGGGUGAGCUGCUGUGGUCUGUAGCCAAGCAUGCUGUGGUCAGAUCUGCCCAGCCGUGGAACAGAAACAUUUGCUGGAUGGAAAAUCCAUAAAAGAAAGCUGCUGUGAAAGCCGGAGACAGACAGUAACUUAAGCAAAAUCAGAUAUUUGGGCUGCUUGACCUCAUUGCGUGAUUGCUAUGAAUUAACAAGACUUUGUGGGAAAAGGGAACUUGCCUUUUGAGCUUUGUACCAAAGACCUGGGAAAAAACUAACCAUCUCAGUCUUUCCUGAGUACUUGGAAACUGCCGAGGCCCCUGCUAAUGUGCUGACUGGUCGCUAUGGGCAGACGGUACCCGGAGGCUCACUGUCACCCAGGCAGCUCAUCUGACUCAGGUGUAGACACUUUGGCAGUGUUUAUGGCCAGCAGCGGAACCACAGACAUCACGAAUCGGAACAGUCCAGCCACACCACCAAAUACCCUUAAUCUCCGUUCCUCCCACAAUGAACUGUUGAAUGCUGAAAUAAAACACACGGAAACCAAGAACAGCACACCCCCCAAAUGCAGGAAAAAAUAUGCACUAACUAACAUCCAGGUGGCAAUGGGCCUCUCCGACCCAGCUGCACAGCCUCUGCUGGGAAACGGCUCUGCCAACAUCAAGCUGGUGAAAAAUGGCGAGAACCAGCUCCGGAAGGCUGCAGAACAAGGGCAGCAGGACCCCAACAAAAAUGUCAGCCCCACUGCAGUCAUCAACAUAACUUCUGAGAAGUUAGAGGGCAAAGAGCCCCACCCACACGAUUCCUCAGGCUGUGAAAUUUUACCCUCCCAACCCAGGAGAACCAAGAGCUUCCUAAAUUACUAUGCAGACCUGGAAACCUCAACUAGAGAAUUAGAGCAGAACUUAGGCAACGAGCACGGGGGUGUGGAAGAGAAGCCCCAGCCGGGCCAGGACCAGGCCUCCACCGUCAUCGGGAAUGGCGAAGCACUCCCACAGAAACCAAACAAAGCCCAGUUCAGCCCCGAAGAUGGUCAAGUGGCCACCGUGUCAUCCAGCCCAGAGACCAAGAAAGAUCAUCCCAAAACGGGGGCCAAAACCGACUGCGCCCUGCACCGGAUUCAGAACCUGGCACCGAGCGAUGAGGAGUCCAGCUGGACGACACUGUCCCAGGACAGUGCCUCACCCAGUUCCCCGGAUGAAACAGCAGAUAUAUGGAGUGAUCACUCAUUUCAGACCGAUCCGGAUUUGCCGCCUGGCUGGAAGAGAAUCAUUGACGUCGCUGGGACCUAUUAUUGGCACAUACCAACAGGGACCACUCAGUGGGAGCGCCCUGUCUCCGCCCCAGCAGAUCUCCAUGGUUCUAGAAAAGGGUCACUUAGUUCUGUAACGCCAUCUCCUACCCCAGAGCACGAGAAACAGCCAUGGAGUGAUUUUGCUGUUCUGAAUGGGGGAAAGAUUAAUAGUGACAUUUGGAAGGAUUUGCAUGCAGCUACAGUUAACCCGGACCCCAGUUUAAAAGAGUUUGAAGGAGCAACACUCCGCUAUGCAUCUUUGAAACUCAGAAAUGCCCCCCAUGCUGAUGACGACGAUUCCUGCAGUAUCAAUAGUGACCCAGAAGCCAAGUGUUUUGCUGUGCGUUCCCUGGGAUGGGUGGAAAUGGCAGAGGAGGACCUCGCCCCUGGUAAAAGCAGCGUUGCCGUCAACAACUGCAUCAGGCAGCUUUCUUACUGCAAAAAUGACAUCCGGGAUACGGUCGGCAUCUGGGGAGAGGGGAAAGACAUGUACCUGAUCCUGGAGAACGACACACUCAGCCUGGUGGACCCCAUGGACCGCACCGUGCUCCACUCCCAGCCCAUCGCGAGCAUCCGCGUGUGGGGCGUGGGCCGCGACAACGGCCGAGAGAGAGAUUUUGCUUACGUAGCAAGAGACAAAGAUACGCGAAUUUUGAAAUGUCAUGUAUUUCGAUGUGACACACCAGCAAAAGCCAUCGCCACAAGUCUCCACGAAAUCUGUUCCAAGAUUAUGGCCGAACGGAAGAAUGCCAAAGCCCUGGCCUGCAGUUCCUUACAGGAAAGAACCAAUGUGAAUCUCGACGUUCCCUUGCAAGUAGAUUUUCCAACACCAAAGACUGAGCUGGUCCAGAAGUUCCACGUGCAGUACUUGGGCAUGUUACCCGUAGACAAACCCGUCGGAAUGGAUACCCUGAACAAUGCCAUAGAAAGUCUUAUGACCUCAUCUAACAAGGAGGAUUGGCCGUCAGUGAACAUGAAUGUGGCCGAUGCUACUGUGACUGUCAUCAGUGAAAAGAAUGAAGAGGAAAUCUUAGUGGAGUGCCGCGUGCGAUUCCUGUCCUUCAUGGGCGUCGGGAAGGAUGUUCAUACAUUUGCCUUCAUCAUGGACACCGGGAACCAGCGUUUCGAGUGCCACGUUUUCUGGUGCGAGCCUAAUGCGGGUAACGUGUCUGAGGCGGUACAGGCCGCCUGCAUGUUACGAUACCAGAAGUGCUUGGUAGCCAGGCCGCCUUCACAGAAAGUUCGACCACCUCCUCCGCCAGCAGACUCAGUGACCAGAAGAGUCACAACCAAUGUAAAACGAGGGGUCUUAUCCCUCAUUGACACUUUGAAACAGAAACGCCCUGUCACAGAAACGCCAUAGCUGCAUUUGCUACAGGAUUCUGUAAUAUUUACCUGAAGAUUGAAUAGCUACACUAAAGAAGAUGAACUGAUAUCUGGCCUUCCAUUCAGUUGCUGAUGCUUUGUCUUCAGAGAAUUUAUCCUUAACCAAACAGUGUUAGACAAGCAUGUUCUCUCGUCUUGCCACCAUCAUGUGAUAUGAAAAGAAGCAUGACUAAUUUUUUUUGCUAUCAGUAAGAUACAUCAUGAGCAGUGGAAGGUCUUUUUCUUAUUGUAAAUAUCGUGAACAUUAACUUCACACACACGGAGAAGAAUGUGGCCACACCCCUCCUAGUGAACUAACGCUGAGUCCUUGGAGUGAAUGACGCCUGAGUUAGUUUCACUGUCUUCUUGACUGGAUCUGUCACAAGCAAUGUUUAAGUCCUGCAACACUUGGCCCUGUUGCCGACAUUGGAGUAGCCACUGCGUACCAGAUACCAUUGAAUUGCUGUAAAACUAGGAUGAUGGGUUUUUGUUGCAGUCUUUCAUGAAAUUGAACCUUUGGGUUGACAGAAUUGGCUGUUGGCAUCAGUACACAAACCAACCGGCAGCUUUCCUUGACAAGCCCUUUGACACAUGGACACCAUUUCAUGUCUGCAGCUGUUUUGUGGGAUGUUGGGGAAAAAGUGAAACUUGAAAAUUGAAAAACAAACCAAAUUUGAGAAAUUAAAAUUGAACAAAAAAGAGCCUUUCUUUCUAGACGGUUUUCAAACUGAUUAUUAAAAACAAGAAAGAUUUAAGAAAAUCCUAAUGCAUUUCGGGUAGGACAUGUUUCAAACUUCUGCCUUAUAUUGUACAAUGCAGCUAGAGAAUUAUAGUUCACUCUGGCCAUUCUCUACAUAAACAUUAAAAUGAAAUCUUCCUCGUACGCCUUUUAUCCUUAGUUUGUUAAUUAGCCAAUAUGCAAUUUGGAGUUGAGGAAAUGUCAUUUAUAUUUUGGAUCUCCACCACCACAUUAUUUUGUUAGUCCGCCUCCUAGUGAAACCCACUAGGAUUCUGUAUCUAGCUCAGUCUUACCCUAAUGCUUUUUGCCCAGAAAGCUGUCUGUCCAUCAUGUAUUGUCCAUGGCAACAAAUUACAUUAAAUUUGAACCUUUUGAA
Leopardus geoffroyi (Geoffroy's cat) is the source of this 4088-nucleotide messenger RNA. It is a transcript of the gene APBB2, whose product is annotated as amyloid beta precursor protein binding family B member 2. Gene Ontology annotation, molecular function: transcription factor binding; amyloid-beta binding. The transcript has 19 exons. Gene Ontology annotation, biological process: regulation of DNA-templated transcription. NCBI's taxonomy places the organism in Eukaryota, Metazoa, Chordata, Mammalia, Carnivora, Felidae. Gene Ontology annotation, cellular component: cytoplasm; nucleus. Bases 659 to 2971 code for a protein of 770 amino acids. The record is from RefSeq and is a predicted model, not a curated record.